Molecule: messenger RNA, 990 nt
Organism: Aspergillus clavatus NRRL 1
Lineage: Eukaryota; Fungi; Ascomycota; Eurotiomycetes; Eurotiales; Aspergillaceae
Product: rRNA-binding ribosome biosynthesis protein UTP23
Exons: 3
Coding region: 1-990 (329 amino acids)
Cellular component (GO): small-subunit processome; nucleolus
Molecular function (GO): small ribosomal subunit rRNA binding
Source: RefSeq, a predicted model, not a curated record
AUGAGAGCCAAACGUUCAAAGAAGUAUCGAAAACUCAUGCAUCAGUAUGAGAUGGCAUUCGGGUUUCGCGAACCCUACCAGGUCCUGGUGGACUCCAACUUCCUUCGUGCGGUUCACUCAUUCAAAAUGGAUCUCAUCCCCGCACUCGAGCGCACACUCCAGGGAACCCCCAAGCCGCUACUGACGAAAUGUUCCCUGGCCGCUAUCAUGGCAAAUCAGCCCAUCAACCCGAAAACCAACAAUCCCUACCGUCCUAUGCAUCUCCCGCCUCCCACGAUACUACCCCUACGACACUGCUCCCACAACGAAGACUCAACCCCCAUCGAUGAAGUGGAAUGCCUGCUCUCGCUACUCUCGCCAUCAGCGGACGCCAAGCGGAACAAAGAGCAUUAUAUCCUCGCGACCGCCGACCCCCCAGCACCCCCGAAGUCCACCUCCGGCGGCGACGCGAGGAAGCGGAAGCGCGGCGACGAUGAGGGAUUCGCUGCGCUGCGGCGCGCGCAGAAGUUACGGGUCAGCGCCCGAUCAAUCCCCGGCGUGCCGAUUGUGUAUGUGAAGCGGUCCGUCAUGAUUCUCGAGCCGAUGAGCACGCCGUCGGAGAAUCUCCGGGACGGGGUCGAGAGGAGUAAGUUCCGCGCGGGCUUAAACGAUGAAGCAACCCUAGGGAAGAGGAAGCGGGGUGAGGAGGGCGAGGAGAAGAAGAAACGGGCAUCGAAGAAGGCCAAGGGGCCCAAUCCCUUGAGUGUGAAGAAGUCCAAGAAGAAGGGCGCGGAAGCGGCCGGCGGGGCUAAGCAAGAGAAGCGGAAUGAGGAAGCUCAUCGUACGGCCGAUGAGACCCCGGAUAAAGCACAGGAAGAUGGGGAAUCGAGCGUCCCCAAGCCAAAGAGGAGACGCCGCCACCAUAAAGGGUCCAAGGGAGAAGGGAACGAUGGGCCCGAUGGUGCCCCUUCGAAUGAAGGGCAGGCCGCCACAGCAGACAUGAGCGACUGA